Molecule: messenger RNA, 4617 nt
Organism: Selaginella moellendorffii
Lineage: Eukaryota; Viridiplantae; Streptophyta; Lycopodiopsida; Selaginellales; Selaginellaceae
Product: probable histidine kinase 6
Exons: 12
Coding region: 550-3636 (1028 amino acids)
Biological process (GO): phosphorylation; phosphorelay signal transduction system
Molecular function (GO): phosphorelay sensor kinase activity
Source: RefSeq, a predicted model, not a curated record
ACACUGUGGCGCAAUGAAAGAAAGACCCUCGCAGCUCUUUCUUUGGCUCUUUUUCUUCUCGGCUUUUCAGGGAUUAGGGAAGGCAUGUUGAGAGCGCGAAUGCGGCGGCGCGCGCCAUCGCUGCGGUUAGAGCGCUCCAGGGCGUAGACCGGGUAGGGAAACAGGGUUUCGAUGCCGGCGCCAGGCGAUCUUGGCGGUGUUUGGUCGGAUCUAGCGAUAUUUCGGGGUGGAAUCGGCUUCUUGGCUCCCAGGUUCUCGGCAGUGGCCUCGCAUUGCGGUCUGUGAUGCUCCGGCCGGCCAGCAAUCCAGAUUAGGGGAAAGAGGAGAGGAAGGAAUGCACGGCGAUGGAAGCGCCGGGAAUGCUGAGCAUUGGAAGGAUCUGGAGUGACGAGGAGCGAUAAGCGCAGCUCUCUUUAUUCCACUGUUUGGGGAAAAGCUGUGGCAUAUUCGCGUAGAUCUAUAUCGGCCGCCAGGAGCAAUUUGGCCUGCGAGCUGGGGGACAAGGAGGACAAUGACUCAACUCCAACGAACAGGAUCGAGAUAGGAACAAUGUGUCAAGUUCCAGCCGCGAAGGAGAUUUUCAGUCGCUCUUCGAUGGAUAGCUGCGGCAAACGGGGUGGCAAGGAAUUGCCCAAUGGGACCAGCUCCGCCACCACCAGCACCAGCACCAGCACCAGCACGACCACGAACGCCGCCGCCGCCGGGGGCAAUCAAGGAAGGCUGGCUGUCAAGUGGUGGGUGCCUCCAGCGAGCUCUCGCAGCUCGGGAUCCAAGAGCAAAGGGCAGAAGAUCGGUGAGAAGUGGUAUGGAACGCUACUACUUUUGUGGCUGCUCGGGGGGAUUUGCGUCUCUAUCUGGGUGUACAGGUCCAUGAACGCUGGGAACAUCAGGCGCCACAGGGAGCUGCUUGACAACAUGUGUGACGAGCGAGCGUGGAUGCUCCAGGAUCAAUUCACAGCGAGUAUGAACCACGUUAAGGCACUGGCUGCGCUCCUCCGGACAUUUCAUCUGGGAAAGCAGCCGUCGGUGCUCGACCAGGAGACAUUUGCUGUCUACACGAAGCGGACGGAAUUCGAGAGGCCGUUGAUGACUGGGGUGGCGUAUGCCCAGCGCCUGUUUCACUCGGAGCGGGAGGCCUUUGAGAGGCGCUAUGGCUGGGAGAUCAAGACAAUGACAACCAAAAAAGUCCAGAGUCCCCAAGCAGAGUACGCGCCAGCCGUUUUUACGCAGAACAGCUUGUCUUAUCUAGAGUCCCUCGACAUGCUGUCCGGGAAGGCAAGUGCUCCCUUGUUUUGUUUUAGCUUCUCACACGCGGAGCUGCAGGAAGACUGUGACAACAUAUUGCGGGCUAGAUCAUCCGGGAAAGGAGUUUUGACGACUCCAAUGAGACUUCUCGAGUCUAACCACCUAGGCAUCGUGGUGACUUUCACCGUCUAUAAGGAGGAUCUGCCCGAAGACGCUUCGGAGGAAGAACGAAUUGCUGCAAGUGCCGGCUAUGUCGGUGGUGCAUUCGACUUCGAAUUGCUUGUGACAAACUUGCUAAAGCAACUUGCCGGUAGUCAAUCAAUCAUCGUGAAUGUCUAUGACGUGACGAACGAAUCUAAGCCUCUACUUAUGUAUGGCCCCGAUGCUUACUUGGAAGGGCGUGACGUCCAUGUGACGGAACUAGACUUUCGGGAUCCUGCAAGAAAGCAUGAAAUUCGCUGCAGGUUUCACAAUCCCCUUCCGAUUUCAUGGUCGGCUAUCACAACUUCAGUGGGAAUAUUGGUGAUCGUGUUUUUGGUGGGUCAUAUAUUGCACGCAGCAAUAAAUAGGAUACAGAAAGUUGAGGAAGAUUAUCGACGUAUGGAAGAUUUGAAAGUACUGGCUGAGUCUGCUGAUAUUGCAAAAUCUCAGUUUUUGGCGACUGUUUCCCAUGAAAUUCGCACCCCAAUGAAUGGAGUACUAGGAAUGCUUCAAAUGCUUAUGGAUACAGACCUCGAUCCAACACAACGCGACUAUGCAGGAACAGCUCACGAAAGCGGGAAGCAGCUCAUAAAGCUCAUCAACGAGGUUUUGGACCAAGCCAAGAUCGAAUCUGGACGAAUGGAACUCGAAAUGGUUCCUUUCGAUUUGAGGACCAUUCUUGACGACAUUCUUUGCUUGUUUUCAGCCGAAAUCAAGGAUAAGGGAAUCGAGUUGGCUGUCUUCGUUUCGGAAAAAGUACCUGACGUCCUGGUAGGAGAUCCUGCUCGCCUACAUCAAAUUAUUACCAACCUUGUUGGCAACUCUGUCAAGUUCACAGAACGGGGCCACAUCUUUGUGUGCGUUCAUAUGGAAGACGAGUUGACCACAGUCUCAAAAGAGGAAGGAUUCGACUCGUGCAAUACGCUGAGUGGCAUGAAGGCUGCAGACCCCAGGCUUAGCUGGGACAGUUUUAAGAGUUUGGUUGGCGGGCUUGAGGAUAGAAACUGUGGCGAGCUUACGGAUGUCAGGAUCGUGUUCAACGUUGAAGACACAGGGGUGGGGAUUCCGCUUCUUGCACAGGAUCGUGUUUUCACGCCGUUCAUGCAAGCUGACAGUUCUACUUCGAGGAAUUAUGGUGGCACUGGGAUAGGAUUGAGCAUAAGCAAGUGCUUGGUGGAGUUGAUGCAAGGCAGCAUGGACUUUGUCAGCCAACCUGGUAUCGGAGCUACAUUCAGAUUCUCGGUAGUGUUCAAAAGAGGGGAAAUGAAAAUGCCGGAGGCCAGAUACCCGCAUAUAAGUCCAAAGCAUUCUCAGAUGGCGCGGCUGACGCCGUGCUUGAAGAAUAUGCGGGCACUUGUUGUUGACGGGAGGCCUGUAAGGUCACAGAUAACGAGAUACCACUUGCAAAGACUGGGAAUGCAAGUUGAAGUCGUAAAUGAUAUACCGGCAGCUUUGUCUGGGGGUGCGAACUCAAGAAGCCUUGAUAUGGUGCUUGUCGACAAAGACUCCUGGGGGCCGGGUUCCGGACUCGUGGUUCCUCAAAAGUUGAAGGACGCGGGAGGAAGGUUUAAGAAUGCGAAGUUUAUCCUACUUGCGGGUUCGGCGAUUGAUAACGAGCCUCUGAAAACUGCUCCGUCCGGCUUCAUUGCUACACAUCACAAACCUGUCCGAGCAAGCUCUUUUGCAACUUUCCUGGAGAAAGUUUUCGGCUUUGGCAGUAAAAGAUUGAACGGCAGGGAGAUUUCGCAGGGGUCGAGGUUGCACAGUCUCUUAUCUGGGAAGCAGAUAUUAGUGGUUGAUGACAAUAAAGUCAACAGGCGAGUUGCUGCCGGUGCUCUCACCAAGUAUGGUGCUCGCGUUGAAUGUGUCGAGAGUGGCAAAGCAGCGAUUGCAAGACUUCAGCCAUCCCACGAGUUUGACGCAUGCUUUAUGGACGUCCAAAUGCCCGAGAUGGACGGCUUUGAAGCAACUAGAAAGAUUCGGGAAGCUGAGGGACACGAUUGCAAGUGUCGCCUCCCUAUUCUGGCAAUGACAGCGGACCUCAUCCAGGCCACCCGGGACGAAUGCACCAAGUGUGGUAUGGAUGGUUACGUAUCGAAACCGUUUGAAGAGGAGCAGCUUUACAAGGCCGUCGCCAAGUACUUCGAGUCUUCGGCAAAACCGAAUGAUCUCAAAGGCAAAAGCGAAUGAUCUCAAAGGGCCUUGAGGUGCAGCAGGCUUUGGAGGAAAGCUAAUGAUUUUGACGCCAUACCGGGCGACAGGGUGGAGAAUCUCCUCGGGUAGUUUCCUGCUCUGGAGCAGGAUACUCGAAGCGAUGACAACAUCAAGGUGAAGUCUAGGGAUUUGUAUAUUCUAUUGACGUGAUUUCCAGUGCACAACCAAAGAACUGUAGGGAAUGCACUGAGGCAGCAAUUGCGCGAGUGUAUAUACUCCAAUAACAUACCGGUUUUGGCGUCUCAAUUCUCGUCUAGUUCUACACAGGAAGUGGGCUUCAAAGCUGUUCGAGUACUCUGUACACCAAGACUCAAGUUUGACGACUCUACCUGACCCGCAAGCAACAGGCUCCCAGCAAGCACGUCCAUUCCAGAGCAGUGGGAACGAUGGUGGAGAGAAGCUCUUGUGCAUCACUCGGAUGUCCGGCACGGCAGGAGAGGUCGAGCAUGCAGCAGUAGUGGUGCUUGUUGGGCGACACUCCAAAGUCCACGCUCACCGACCCAAAAUGGUCUCUGUCGUGAAGCAACAUCCCUUCGUAACUACAGAACAGAACUGAAGUUGAUAUCAUCCGGCAGCUCGGCAACUUUGAGCUCGGCAAAGAGAUCAAAAGCUUCGGUGGUGUGGCCAUUUUGGGCGUAGGCAGCGAGCAGGGAAUUCCAGGAACAGAUACGAGGCUCGGGUGCCCAGCAGAAGUUCUGUGCAGCAAGGCCGAGGUGGCCGUUCCGAGCAUCCGUCACGGCAGUCCACAAGACAAAAAUCUCCGGCAUUGGAAGAAGCAGACGUACGCCGAGAGCAUCGCGUUCCAGCUGGUGGAGUCCCGCUGCGGCAUUCCAUCGAAGAUUUCCCGGGAGAGAACGAGCCCAAGCUUGCGUUAAAGAAUGCUAGCUCAAGAUGUGGGCAUAUGCUCCAAGCAUGGGGAUCGUUGUGGCAUAUUCUCUAGCAUAUUUCUAGCUUCAA